Molecule: messenger RNA, 2332 nt
Organism: Vollenhovia emeryi
Lineage: Eukaryota; Metazoa; Arthropoda; Insecta; Hymenoptera; Formicidae
Exons: 3
Source: RefSeq, a predicted model, not a curated record
AUGAUUGCACCACCCCCAGUGUCGCGCGCGAAUAAUCGUCCUGAACAGCCGCCGAUCAACAUAAUACAAUCAAAUAAAUUACGACUUCCUACCAUUGAAAUUCCGAAAUUUGACGGUAGUUGGGAAAAAUGGCUGCCAUUCCGGGAUACCUUUUCAUCCAUGUUACAUGGCAAUGAUACAUUACCUCAUAUUGAUAAGCUUCACUAUUUGAGAUGGGCCUUAGUGGGAGAUGCGCAUAAACUCAUCGAGUCCUUAGAAGUAAUAGGCGACAAUUAUCUAAUUGCAUGGGAAAUCAUAAAUGAUCGAUAUAAGGGUAACAAGGCAAUCGUUCAGCAUCACGUACGGGCUCUAAUUAACCUUCCGAAUCUCUCAAAGGAAUCAUAUUCUUCACUCAGACAAUUAGUUGAUAUGACACAACAGCAUACACGCACUUUAACCCGUUUAGGACAACCUACAGAAAGCUGGGAUACAUUGCUCAUACAAUUACUCCUACCAAAAUUGGAUGGCAACACCAGAAGAGAAUGGGAAUCCGAAAGAGCGAAUAAGGAGGACCUUCCCGACAUGGAGGAGUUCAUUUCAUUUCUGGAAACAAGAUGCUCAUUUCUGGAGGCCUUAUCUCGUACUAGUACUCUUAUUGUUAGUAUAGCAAAGAACGCGGGUGGCCAUUCGAAGCAUCAGUCCAACAAGCCUUCCAAUCAAAUGCAAGCCCACGUUACCACGGAAACUACUACUUGUCCUGUCUGUCAAAAUACACAUAAGAUUUACAGCUGCCUUAUAUUUCGCGACAUGUCAGUACAAGCUCGAGUAGAAAGGAUUAAGAGCCUUAAGUUAUGCUACAAUUGCUUGAAGCCAUUUCACGGAAAAAAAUGUACUUACGGAUCAUGUAAAAAAUGUAACAAGUAUCACAAUACAUUGAUUCACGCGGAUAGGACUGAUGAUUCGAAUGAGACCACUUCGAUAACGAAAAAAAAUAUUGCUGCUACGGGGCAAAACGUUCCAUUGUCGGAGGAGGGGCAGAAAGCGAGCGAACUCAAUGUAGGCAAUACACAAAACGUGACUAAUGUGCUAGCGUCUCACCAUAACCGCGAUGCCUCAUGCGUCUUACUAUCUACAGCAAUAAUUUAUAUGCGGGACAACACCGGAAAAAUACAUGAAUGCAGAGCACUACUGGAUUCCGGAGCACAACCGAACUUCAUAACGCGGGAAUUAGGCGAGCGUCUAAAACAACCUCUAUACAAUACGGACACUAAAAUCACUGGAAUCACUAUGAACUCAUCCAUAGUAGGACAACAAACCGACGCCACCAUCUAUUCAAGAUUCAACAAGUUUGAAACGAGGCUGUCAUUCCUAGUGGUCGACAACAUCACCGACAAAAUACCGGCAACGAGCAUCGGUGUAGAUUCCUUGCAAAUACCCAAGAAUAUCAAACUCGCAGAUCCCCGAUUUCACAUACCUGGCAAGAUACAAUUAAGCAGGUCUCAGCCUGUCUUCCAAAAAACCAAAUUAGGUUGGGUAAUAGCCGGGAGAGUCGCGAACCCCCAACAAGCCGUAAACGCGGCACAAUGCCACAUCGCCCAGCAGUCUACAUUACAAGGUCAACUUGAAAAAUUCUGGAAAAUUGAAGAACUCGAUUCCAGAACUCAUUUAACUGAACAAGAACAAGCUUGUGAAGAGCACUUCUACCAGACGCAUACGCGCGACCGUCAAGGAAGAUUUGUCGUAAGGAUGCCUCUCAAGGACAACUACGUACAAUUAGGCGACUCUUACGACACUGCCAAAAGGAGAUUAUUAACAUUGGAAAGGAAAUUGGCAAAACAAUUACCACUGAAACAGCAAUACGACGCCUUCAUGCAUGAAUAUCUUAAGCUGGAACACAUGAAGAUCCUAUCAAGGACGGACAGCGAGCUACAGCAACCAAGGUCACACGAAAUCACUUACUAUCUACCACACCAUGCUGUAAUGAAAGAAGGGAGUGAAACCACAAGGUUGCGAGUUGUUUUUGAUGCAUCAGCCAAAACAAGUACAGGACUUUCGCUCAAUGAUGUGCAACUAGUAGGGCCUACUAUCCAGCAAGAUUUAUUCAGCAUCAUGAUGCGUUUCCGUCAACAUACCUACGCAAUUUCCGCCGACAUCUCAAAGAUUACAGAACAGGAGAUUGAUACGUAUGAACUACAAACCGUUACGUAUGGAGAAGCUUGCUCGGCAUUCUUAGCAACUCGUGCACUACAUCAAGCAGCACUAGAUUUACAACAACGAUAUCCCGAAGCCGCUGAAAUCAUUAUUCGCGACUUCUAUGUGGACGAUCUUCUGACGGGCGAUAACGACAUCGAGC